Messenger RNA from Mytilus trossulus (common blue mussel), 15387 nucleotides. Its product is annotated as histone-lysine N-methyltransferase 2D-like. Gene Ontology annotation, biological process: positive regulation of transcription by RNA polymerase II. Bases 131 to 7315 code for a protein of 2394 amino acids. Gene Ontology annotation, cellular component: MLL3/4 complex; nucleus. NCBI's taxonomy places the organism in Eukaryota, Metazoa, Mollusca, Bivalvia, Mytilida, Mytilidae. Gene Ontology annotation, molecular function: transcription coactivator activity; histone H3K4 methyltransferase activity; histone binding. The transcript has 21 exons. The record is from RefSeq and is a predicted model, not a curated record.
AAAUAUCCAUUUCCGGAUCAAAACAAAGAUGGCGUCCGGGACAAAAUGGUCCAUAUUGACAUGUAGGACGCCACACAACUAAUCAUGUUAUUACAAGGAUGGAAAAACUGUUUUCUCCCAGACCCUAAACAUGGAAAAUCAAGAUACCGAUUCAAUAAAAAAUCUAGAAAGUAACUUAGUGGAUACAACAGAAAGUGACUCACAAACAGUAAAUGGAGUGAAAAAAGAAACAUACCAUGGAACUAGUAAUAAUAUAGUACUGUUAUCUAGUACACAAGAAAUUACAAACAAUGUUGACGCAGUGUCAAUCAAAGUAAUAGAAAAUAUUCAUCCCACAAAUAAAAACGUGUCCGAGUCUUUGACAGCAUCUCCAUUUGAUGAUCAUUCCAAAGUAAUUACAAAUGUAGACAAAGAUAUCACGACACAGAAAGAUAGUGGUCAAACUACUGUGAAUCAGGAUAAUGUAGUUAGUGAACAGGGAGAGAAUUUGACUUUACCCAAGCAUUCUUUAAAUACUACAAAUAUUUCAUCCUCAAAAGACUCUUUAAAAAAUAAAAAUGUAACAGUUUUUGAGAACAGUUUAUCAGCGGGAGAAGCUGAUAGUUUGACCUCUAUAAGUGUUACUGUGUCAGACAAGAAUAUGUCAGCGGAUUCACAACCAGUGUCAAGUAUAGCAACAACAACUCACAAGGAUAGUAAACAACAGGAACAAGGGACAUUACUCUCUGAUUCAUCACAGACAAUAAAAAGUGAGAUGCCUAGUCAUGUAGAACAAGCAUCGCAUCAGACUAUAGUCAACAAUAGUGGACCAGUAUACCAUGCAUCAUCUGUUUCUAGUCAACACAUAGAUGUACCAUUAAAUGGCUCAUUGAAAGAAAGUCUUCCAUCCAACAAUGCUGACAACAGCUUAAGUAAGGUUACUUCAACACCAAGUCAGAUUGUUGACAGUAGGCAAAUACCCUUAACUCAACCCACUCAAUUGGAGAGGAAGCAUCCUUCAUUUAGCUUAGCGGAACAUCCUCCUGAAAAUAUUGGAGCACCACCCAAACUAUCAUCAUCAGUACCACCAGACUCUGAAGCAAAAUCUUCAUUGCCUUUACAUCAUGCAUCGGAAGGUAAUCAAACGACAGCAGACAAAGUAUCUGUACCUUCAUCUUCACACAGUUCAUCAUUACCACCGUCAUCAGUGCCACAUAGCUUACCAAUGCCUCCUCAGGCACACGAUAAUAAGAGUAAUCCACAUUUAAUACCAAUUCCUUCAUUACCAAAUUCAAUGAUGUCUCCAGGUAUGGCCAUGCCAGCAGGAAUGAACAUGUUUCCACCACACUUGAUGAAUCCAUAUUUCCCAGGAAUGAUGUUUGAUCCUAGGAUGGCAGCAGCGUUUCAGCAUCCAAUGUUCAGAGGAAUGCCUCCUCUCCAUCCUCGGUACCAACAAACACCUCCUCAAAGAGCUCCACGAUCUCGUGGACCAAGAGGUCCUCGUCAGAGCAAAGUUCACCAACAGCAUUUACCACCAGAAAUCUUAAGACACCAUGGACGACAUCCAGCAUCAGAUUCAGCACAGAUCAAAAUUGAUCCUCUUCUUGAGAAUCCCACAGCACCACACAGCAGUGUUGGUUUUACAACAACGCCACAUGAGUCAUCUCAAGCAUCUUCAUCAAGGUCAUCUACGCCAAGAAGUCAUGCAUCUAUGACUUCACCGGUCACCACACAGGUAGAUGGUAUGCCUCAUUUAGAACCUGGUAUACCAACAAACAUGGUCCAUCCAUCAUCUCAACAGCCGCCGCCAGCACAUUCCCAUGGUAAAUUAGAUAUACCACCUUCACUACCAGGGAUGAUGCCAAUGGCACAUUCUUAUGGAAAACAUGACAUGCCGCCACAUACUUUAGGUGGGAUGUCAUCAACACAUGAAUCUCUACCUCCACCUGCACAUUCCUAUCAUCCAAGUAUAUCAGCAUCAAAACCAACCGUGACAACAACAUCUUCACCAUUUACAGAUUCACCAACUGUAACUACUGUCACAACAACACAUUCAGACAAUGUACCAACAACGAAUGUCUCUGCAUCACUAAAACAACCUUCUUCAUCUGAUGGAAUACCAUUCCUGGCUAUGUCUACGUCAGGUUCUAUACCAACAUCAAGUCAUAGUGUAACUAGUACAGACAUGUCUGUCCACCAAGAUAGUGCUAAGGUCGUUUCUACAGCUGAAACGUCCUUGCCCUUACCAGCCCACUCGCACCCUAUGACAACACAGAAGGUGGCUUCAUCUGGGUCUACUCCAAUGCCUGCUCAUGUUCAUACAAUGGUAUCUACUAACAGCAAUCAAAUGGUUACACAAACAGCACCGAUCAGUAGUGCUACAACAUCAACAAAUGUGACAUCUGCUAGCCAUCAUACUAACCAAGAUGUGCCAUCAUCAAAGUCUGGAGCACCAGAACCUGAACGUGUUCCUUCAAGAGGCUUGCCAACUUCACGAUUACCGCCAUCAGUUCCUGAAAAUCAAGGACAGAUGCCAUCAAAUGCUACCACACCAAUGUCAAUGCCACAUAAUGUGAGCGCACCAAUGUCAAUGCCACAUAAUGUGAGCACACCAAUGUCAAUGCCACAUAAUGUGAGCACACCAAUGUCAAUGCCACAUAAUGUAAGCGCACCAAUGUCAAUGCCACAUAAUGUGAGCGCACCAAUGACAAUGCCACAUAAUGUGAGCGCACCAAUGUCAAUGCCACAUAAUGUGAGCACACCAAUGUCAAUGCCACACAAUGUGAGCACACCAAUGACAAUGCCACAUAAUGCUGGUGCACCAAUGUCAAUGCCACAUAAUGUGAGCACACCAAUGACAAUGCCACAUAAUGCUGGUGCACCAAUGUCAAUGCCAGGACACUUUCAUCAACAGGGUAUGGUUCCCAUGCAUCCAGGUAUGGGUCUACCAUUUAUGCAGCCAGGAAUGAGGGUUCGAGGUCCAAGGAUGUCAAGUGGGAAACAGAGAGGACCUGCACCAGACAUGCCUGCAGGAAUGAUGCCACAAUUCGGAAGAUUUCCUCCUGGUUUUAAUCCAUUCAUGUCCCCACAGAUAGCAAGAAUGGCAAUGUCUCAAGAAAUGAUGGCAUUGGCUCAGAAAAUGUCUGCUGGAGGUCCAACUAUAUCAGAAGGAGAACAGGGAGCAGGUCCACCGAUGCCUAAAUUUGAAAACCUUACACCAAAUCAAAUAGAAUUUAUCAGGGCAAUGAGAAUGAGGCCACCGUUUCCUCAAAUUCCAGGUAUGAGACCAGGCAUGCCUAUGCCACCAAGAAACAUGCCACCUCCACCAAGAUACCCUGGUCCUCCUAUGACAUCUCCAACAGAUGCAGGAGCUCAUCGGCUUCCUGCAAUGCCACAUCCAUCUCUAUCUGGUCAGACGCCAAUGCCACCUCUGGCCUCGCCAACACCCUCAAUAAGGAGUAUCCCAGAGUCACAGAGUCCUCAUCCUUCUGCUUCACCAAUUGCUCCAUCAGCGAGUCCUAUGAGCUCUUUUACUGGAGACAAGACACCUAGUCCUGUUCCCAGGUCUCCAGCUAAUAGUGACACCACGUCAGUGGGAUCAACACCAGUAAAACAGGAGCCAAUGGAGCAUAGAUUCAGUAGCAGUUGUUUAGGAGACGAUAUAGAUGCUAGAACUGCCUCCCAGAAUGCUCUUCUCAAAUCUCUGCUUGCCAACAUGGCAGGAGGACGACCUCCAGGGACUCCAUUCUCAGAGGACUCAGAGGAUGGUUCCGCUCUUCAGUUGACGCCAGAACAACAAAAACAACUAGAAAUGAUUGAGCGUAUGCCUGUCAUCAGAGAGGUGGAGCUCUCCGCUGAAGAUUGGGCAUCUAAAACACCGGAGGAAAGAGAAAAGAUUCUAGAGCUAAGAAAGCAGGCAUUUGAAGAGAAAAGAAAAGAGUUUGAAGAAGUUAGAAAGAAAAGAAAGCCUCCAGCAGAACCAAGGAAGCGGAAAAAGAAGCCCAUGGACCAGAUAUUCCCAGAAAUGUUCGGUGAUGGUCAGAUGAUGAUGCAACAACAGCAGCAGCCACUUCAGCCACCACCCAAGAAACGGCAGCGACGCCCAAAACAGAAGAAGGUGGAUAUGGAAGAGGAUAAAGAUGCUAAAGUGGAGAGCUUCUUGGCACAGUUACGAAUGCUAGCGAACGUGCCACUCCAGGAACCUAAAGUCAUCAGUGCUAUUGUAAAUAGUCCAGUACAUGGCAGUCCAUCUGUACUUACAGGUGAAGGUCAAUUAAAAGGAGAUUUUGGUAAUGCCUAUUUAGAUGGUGUAGCAGAUUUCUAUGGGAGUACCCUGUUAGGUGGAUUACCUCCCCUUGGUUCAUUAGUUGGUUUACAACCACCAAAAACUAUGGAACCAGGAAGGAAGUUAAUAAGUGAUGGACAGGAAAUUGCUGAUCAUCUGAAGCCAAAACCAGGACAUGAAGCAGCAUUCCCAGGUUCCCGUGGAAACACACCAUUCUCUAUGGGUUCUCUGACUGGAAUGGCUCCAAAUCCAGUGGUACCAUCGUUACCAUCACAACCAAGGAUUGAACCUCGAGUGCAGGCUUUAAGGAUGUCUGAUAGUCCUGAUACAGUAGUUUCCUCGUCUUCUCCAGAACAUGAAUACGGAGAUGAAGAAAUGGAUUUCCCGAUGUUGAAACCUAUUGAUCCGCCUGCUGAAGAGGAUCGUCGUUGUUCACCGGCUCUGCCUCUUCUUCAGCCAAUAGCCAUCAAAGCAGAAUCUCUACAAAUCAAAGAAGAAAAGAUUGAAAGAAAAGAAGAUUAUGCAGAAACCUCGAGGCUAAUGGCUGAUGAUAUUAGUGAUAGAAAAUUGGCAAAGUUUGAUCCUUCCCUUGCUGCAAUGGCAGAAAAAGAUAUUACGGGCAAAAGCAAUAGUUUCACUUCAUCUCUGUCGCAUCCUCUCAAAGACAAGGAUAUAUCUGUGACUUUAACCUUAUCAGCCAAGGCAGCUGAGGAUAUUGGUGGAGUUCUGUCCAGUAUAGCAGAACUGUUGAAGAUAGCUGUUCCUCCUACUUACCAAGUCAGCAGGAGUCCAUCCCCGGAUUCACUUAAAAUGAACCUAAAACAUAAAGAAGAUCCAAUUAAUAUUCAUAAUUUGAUAAAAAUGAAGCCAAAGUUUUGUCGUAAUUGUGAUAUGGUGGUUCUAGACAAAGGAUUCAUUAGAAAGAAAUCUGAGAUGCCAUUUAUGAUCAAAGAGGACCAUUUUACUUUCAGGGAAUCAGAAGAUGAAGAUAUAGCUUUCUGUAGUCAGAAAUGUUUUGAGAGAUUUGUGAUGGUGUAUAGAAGUAUAUUUAAGUCUGGGGGAUUGCAUAGUAAACUAGGACAGGAUCCAGCUUUCUUCUCAGACAAAUCACCAUCAGCAGCAUCCCUCAGUCCAUUCCCUUCUACUCCACCAACGAUGGUCAGUCCAAGGGGAUCAGGAUUCUUAACUCCAAACUCUUCAGGGGAGAGAACUCCGCAGUUGACACCUACAACACCAACUGGUGCCCCAAUGCUGAUGGGAGGGAUGGAGUCACUAACACCAACGAGACAGAGGCAAGAAUUGGAAAAGAUUCAGGGAAGGAAACACAAAAAAGAUGUUCCACCUAAGCCUCCACCAAAACGAUGGAAGAAUAUAAGAUAUAAAAAGUGGGAUCCCUCGUUCUCACAAGAACUUCAGCCUCGACCAGAAACACCUAAAAGUGAAGUGGAAGUGCUAUGGAAGGCCCUAGGUACAAUAAUAACUCCAGACCCCAUGCCUGAAGACAAACGGUCCUGUGUGUUCUGUCAGGUUAUUGGUGAUGGCCCAACUGAUGGACCAGGGAGAUUGCUUAACAUGGAUGUAGAUAAGUGGGUACAUUUGAACUGUGCCCUUUGGUCAUCGGAAGUUUACGAAACUUUGAAUGGUGAUUUGAUGAAUGUAGAUGUUGCUUUCAAACGAGCCCAGGCACUGGAAUGUCAGUCUUGUAAAAAAUCUGGAGCUACACUGGGAUGUUUUAAAGUUAACUGUUCUAAAGUUUUUCACAUUGGUUGUGCACAGAAAGCUGGAUGCAUGUUCUUUCAGGAUAAGACAAUUCUUUGUCCAACUCAUGCACCAAAGAUAUUCCCUGACAAUGUGCUGACUAAUUUAUCUGUAUAUAGGAAAGUUUAUGUCAAUAGAGAUGAAGAUAAACAAGUAGCCAGUAUGAUCCGAGGCCAGGAAGAGGGGACUUAUGCUUUAAGGAUCAGUUCUCUAAUUUUACACAGUGUAGGACAAUUACUACCACAUCAAAUAGCAACAGGAAAAUUUCAUACCAGAGAUUUUAUAUAUCCUGUUGGUUUUAAAUCUAGUCGAUUUUAUUGGAGUAUGAGGAGGUUAUAUAAACGGUGUCGGUAUGUCUGUAGUAUUAGUGACAAUGAUGGUCGACCGGAAUUCAUGAUUCGUGUAGUGGAAGCAGGCUUCGAGGAUAUUGUUAUGAAAGACAGUUCGCCACGUUCUGUGUGGUUUAAAGUGCUAGAACCGUUAGAUAAAAUGCGAAGAAAUGCAGACUUAGUGAAAAUAUUUCCCAGUUUUAUGACGGGAGAGGAAUUGUUUGGUUUAACAGAACCAGCUAUUAUCAGGGUGAUUGAAUCUCUACCUGGAACUGAUCUCUUAUUAGACUACGCUUUUAAAUAUGGCCGCUGUGAAUUGAUUGAAAUGCCAUUAACAAUCAAUCCAUCAGGCUGCGCUAGAACAGAACCAAAACUUAGAACUCAUUUUAGAAAAAUGCAUACAUUACAAUCCAGCCAUACUUCACGGUCACUACCUGCAAUGGUAACAGGGGUGACAGGAGACAUUAAUUCUCCGUACAUGAAACAGUUUGUCCAUUCCAAAUCUCAGCAGUAUAGAAGGUUAAAGACAGAAUGGAAAAUUAAUGUCUUUCUAGGCAGAUCUAGAAUUCAGGGACUAGGGUUAUUUGCUGCCCGAGAUCUAGAGAAACACACCAUGGUGAUAGAAUAUAUAGGCUACCUUAUACGGAAUGAAGUAGCCAACAGGUUGGAAGUAGUCUAUGAUGAACAGAAUCGUGGUGUAUAUAUGUUCCGUAUAGACUCUGAUAUUGUUGUUGAUGCCACCAUGGCUGGAGGACCUGCUCGGUAUAUUAAUCAUUCAUGUGAUCCUAAUUGUGUAGCUGAAGUCGUUCCAUUCGACAAAGAAAGUAAAAUUAUUAUUAUUACUAAUCGGAGGAUACCUAAAGGAGAGGAGCUAACUUAUGAUUAUAAAUUUGACUUUGAAGAUGAACAACAUAAAAUUCCUUGUUGUUGUGGUGCUAAACGAUGUCGAAAAUGGAUGAACUAAAAUUUUCACAAAAGAUGAUAACUGCAUUAUAGGAAUAGUCUUGAAAACUUUCAAGUAAUUAUGUGAAUUAGUCAUAGAAAUUGUUCAAAUAGUCAAUUUACUAUAAGAUGAAGUUUUACUUCAAAGGACAAGUAUUGACUUCAGUGACGAACUAUACACAGGAGAUCAGAAUAAAGGAAUAUAACCAGAAAAGUGAGAAACAGAUCUUCGAAUAGUCAGGCAUACAAACAAUUAUAGAGUAAAGAAAAAAUAAGAGUGUAAAGAAAUAAUGAAUUCUGACAAAUAUAUUUAUAUGAAUUACUUUUGUGUAUGAAUUUGUAGGAUGGAGGAAAAACCUAAAAUUGGAUUUAGAUGUCAAAUGUUAGUUUUAUAAUAUUAUGUCUUGAUAAAUAUAUGUGAGAAGAAAGGAAAGAUAUGUAGAAGGAAAGGAAAAACUAAAUUGUAAACUGAAAUAAGGCCAAGUUUUUUUAUACUCAUGUAAGAGAAGGACUGCCACAUACUUUGUGUCUAUGCAUUUUACUUUAACAACAGACUGUUUGAUGCUAAUGGUCUCGUAGAUUUUGGUAUUUCUAGAAUAUCAUAUUGUUUUCCAUAAAAUAAUAGACAAUAGUUCUUCUUUUUAGUUCAAUGAUAGAUAAAUAUAUAUUGACCAUGCAUGUAUAAUACAUGCAUUUAAAUACAUAAAAGAUGUUCAAAUAAAUGGUGAUAACUUUAAUUUAGAUUUUUUAGUCAACUCUUUGCUUUUGUAAAAUAGAAAUAAAGGUAUCACUGUACAAUAUUAUAUGAAAGUGCUAAAAAGAUAAAGCACUAAAAAUAUUGGAGGAAAGAAAUGGAAUAUUUACUUUUUAUUUUUUCCCUAUUGCCAAAAUUUAUUAAGGGGUCUACAGAAUUAUAUAAGUACAGUUAAAAACACUAGGGUAACGCUGGUUGAAUUUAACAUCUGGUUUAGACAAUUGGAUAUUGUUCUUAAAAGGGUCCAAUAAUUUUUGAAACCUUAAUAAUUAGAAAGAACAUAUUUCUUCUUGGAUUGAGCUGAAUCUAGUUUUAUAGAUUUUAUCUUCUUUCUUAAGAUUGAGAAAAUUAUGAACUAGCUGUUUUUCAGUCUUUACUUGAACUUACAGAUGAAUUGAAAGCAAUAAUGUCAUAUUUUCCAUUGACUCAGAUUUAAAUCACAUUUCAGCAUUAAUAUUUAUUUAAAUUUAGCCCAUCGUUGUAGUUAAAUCAGUAGUUACAGAAGAGGCAUUUUUGACCUAGAUUCAACGGUUCAUUGAAUAUUUAUUCAUUCAUGAAAUUUGUACAAAGUGCAUGAAUUAUAUCAUGUAUAUAUAGAGAGGAUCUCAUAGAAUAAAAUGACAUCAAUCAUUUCAAGGUACAGAAUGUGCUGGUUGAAGAUGUUCAUGUUGAAAUCCACAUUAAAUCACUUUCAGUUUGAUCCAAAAAAGAGAAAAUUUCCAUGUCACAAAUUUUCCAUAAUUAUUGAAUUUUAGAUUAGAAUGGUGAUUUUUGUACGUUUUUUUUUCUUUUUUAUCUGAUUGCAGUGUGAGUGUUUGGAAUAUUUAAGAUAAAGGCCAGUGGUUGAAAUAGAUCAUUUAUUAUUUUCAAUUAUGCAGUUUUCAUUACUUUAUGUUAAGACGAAGAAAUGUGUCGAAUGUGGAAUAUCAUAUAGCAAGACACUUAUCACUGAAUUUUCUGUCCAUUCCUUAUUUAUUAAGGCUACAUACCAGUGCUUUAUUAAAUGUCAAACUUUUUAGACAGAAUUCUCUGUUUUUCUUUCCUUCAAUGUUCUCUUUAUUGUCAUUUUUGUUUUUGAUGUGUAAAUUAGAAUUAUUCCUAACUUAUGCGAGACUAAGGGAGGAUUUUUUUAAAUUAUAUAUUUGUUUUACAUAUUUGUGCAAUUAAAGAUUGUUUGUGAACUUAUUAAUCAGAUAAUUAUUGUUUAGAUAUUUCUUUAUAUUUUGUGGUUUGAAUUUUGAACUUAUAUUGAGUGUGUGUUUUCAUAUCAGUUUCUGUAGGUUGUACUGUUGCAUUUUAAAUGAACCAACAAAAUAUAUGAUGUCUGUUUAAUAAGGGUGAUUCCAUUAUAAUGAAUGUGUGAGGGUAGGAUUGGAAGAUUUAUUUUUGGACAGUUCCAUUAUUGUUGAAGGUUCAUAUUACAAUUUACUAAAAUGAGAGUAAAUUUGUUGUACAGGGGAUGUUUGAAAUCCCAUCCUUCUCUCCCACAUUUUUUUUAAUGGAAUAACCCUAAAGUAAAACAAAAACAUUAAUAAUUUUAAACUGAAAAUUUCAAACAGGCAAACUAUUUGGUGUUUAAUAAUAAAGAAAAAGUCAAUUCUUUUCAGCAAAAUUUUAAUUUCAAGUAAAAUUUUAACAAGUAGCUUUCUUAAUUAGAAUUUUAUUGAAACACAAUUGCUUAUGGAAUUGAAAUAAAUAACACAUGAUGUUUUUGUUAGUUGUCAAUUGAAAACAGGUCUAUUAUUAAAACAUGCAUUACACUUGGUUUUCCCAAUGAUCUUGAGUAAAAGUAAAUAUGAAACAAAAUCUAAGAGGGGAAUGUUUGAUUAUUAACAUUACUAAUUAAUGUCUAGAGUAAAUGUUAUUAAUAACUGCAAUCUGAGUCUUAAAAUUAGGCAAGAAUAAUUUAUUUAUUAUAUAUCAUACAUUUAAAACAAAUAACCAUGCUUAAAUGCUUGUGUACAUGGCUAACAUGCCCUCACUUAUAAACUACAUUUGUACAUAUGAAUAUACUAACAUAAAUUUUGUACAAGUUAACCAUUGAAUGUCUUAAUAGCUGUAAAAUUUAUAUUCCAUUAUUUAAUUCAAUCAUUAUCUACAUAAAACAUUUCAUUUUCACACAUUCAUAUUUAUAAAUAAUAUGCAAACUUUAUAUUGUCGAAUGUUAUGUUUGGAAGCAUAAUAAAUAUUUAGCUACCUCAAGACAGUUGAAAUUGAUUUUUCUAUAAAUAACAUUUUCAAUGUAUGUUUAAUUUUUUACAGUCCAAACAGACCGUAUAUUUCCUAUUAAUCCCAAAUAUGAUACUCAUUUGAUGAAGAAAUAUCUGUUCUUGCAUAAAUACUUACCAGAGAAUCAUUUGUUAAUUAUCUCCCUUUGAUAGGUGGUGUUUGAGUUAACUCCCUUUAGAACAUUUUGUGUUGGAGCAUUAUAAUUUUCAGUGCUCAACAUAAUCCCUGACCAGAAGCUUUAGUGUGUUCAUCAUUAAAUAUUUAGGAUCAGUAUAAGUCCAAUAUAUCAACCUUUCCAGUGGCGGAUCCAGCCAUUUGAUAAAGGGGGGGGGGGGGGUUCUAACUAUAUGUCCCCAUUCAAAUGCAUUGAUCCUCCAAAAAAAGGGGGUUCCAACCCCGGGACUCUCCCCUGGAUCCCCCACUGCUUUUACCUUUUUUCUUUGGGUUUUUAAACUUCUAUGAUUAGAAAAAUCACAAAAUAUUUUUGAGAGAUCAUCACAGAGAAAAGUUUGAGUUUCAUUGAUAUUUAAUCAGUGUUAAUUCAUAAGAAUUACAUUUUUUUUUAUCAAGUAAUGUACAAAUAGAUUUAAUAUAGUGCACUUAAAAACUUAUGGUUUCAAUUAUAAUAAUUGUUGCAAGUGAAGAAGCACCACAGGGUCAUGUGAUAAGAAAUGUUGAUUGCAAAGAGUACAACAACCUCUUCUUUGAAGAGUGGACAAAAGGGAGAUUAUAAUUUUUAUAUGUAGCAUGUUUAAAGGAUGAUAACUGACCAAUGUAUCUCACAAUGAAACACAAAAAUUAGAUUAGAAACCACUGUCAUAUACACCAGCCUUUUAAAAACAAAUUCACAUCAGAGUUUUUCAAUCAUAAAAAGGGUCAACUUUUUAUCUGAUCAGUUGAUCAUUUACACAUGUAUCAUACCAUUAUAGAGCUUUCGCUGAAGACUUAAGUUUGAUUACAGCAAUUUAGGUUUUAAGAAAUUUCUACUGUUCCCUUAAAGGCCAAAAAUGCCAUUGCACAAUGAAGAGCAAAGUAAAGUUGUGAGUUUUAGAAUAGAAUGUUCAUCCCAUUAACAUUACAACUAUGAAUUAUAUUUAAAAAACUGAAAGGAAGUCAUUUUAAAUGCAUUUUGUGUAACAGUUCCGAAUUACUCCAAUGUUUAAAUUGUACUUCUCCUUGUACUUGCCCUUGAAGGAAUCAGUAGAGACUGUAUUUCACUUUGUGAUUACUUUUUCAUCAAAUGCUCUAUACAUGUAUUAAAGAUAUUUUGUUGCUUUACCAAAAUAUUUUAUAUUGAUCAAAAUAUAGAACAUACUUAAUUUUUUAUAGCCUGGCAGCUUGGUUACCAUUAUUUUGCUUAGCAGAGUUAUUUGACAAACGAUUUUAUAUAGAAUUUAAAAGAGAUGCCAAAUGAAAUUUAAGGGGUACUGACAAUUUUUUUACCGUUUCCACUUUCUACAUUAUCAAGGCUCAGUGGAAACGAAUUUUUAUGGGUAUUCAUCAUAUUAUACCCUUUAAACCAGAGCUUUUUUUCUCAGAAUUUGGGCCACAACCGUACACAGUCCUGUAAUAUCUAAAUUUUGACAAGAACGGUACAGUCCUGUAAUAUCUAAAUUUGGACAAGAACUGUACAGUCCUGUAAUAUCUAAAUUUGGACAAGAACCGUACAGUCCUGUAAUAUCUAAAUUUGAACAAGAACCGUACAGUCCUGUAAUAUCUAAAUUUGAACAAGAACCGUACAGUCCUGUAAUAUCUAAAUUUGAACAAGAACCGUACAGUCCUGUAAUAUAUAAAUUUGGACAAGAACUGUACGUACAAGUCCUGUAAUAUCUAAAUUUGGACAAGAACCGUACAGUCCUGUAAUAUCUGAAUUUGGGCAAGAACCACAGUCCUGAAAUAUCUGAAUUUGGGCAAUAUCCUUAGUCAUUCUGAUAUCUGAUUUUGGGCAAGAACCUUAGUUAUGUGAUAUCUGAAUUUGGGCAAUAUUCUUACAGUCCUUCUGAUAUCUGAAUUUGGGCAAUAUUCUUACAGUCCUUCUGAUAUCUGAAUUUGGGCAAUAUUCUUACAGUCCUUCUGAUAUCUGAAUUUGGGCAAUAUUCUUACAGUCCUUCUGAUAUCUGAAUUUGGGCAAUAUUCUUACAGUCCUUCUGAUAUCUGAAUUUGGGCAAGAACCUGUCAAUAACAGCACCAUUAUGUAUAUUAAUCUGCACAGGUUUUUUGCUGUACAAUGCUUGUGUGAGUAUUUAUUUCUGAGGAAUGACAAUUUGAUAUGUUUGCAGUUUUAUUCCAUUGCAUAAUUAUAUGAAGUAUUGUACUCUGUUGUUUGUUUGAAAUGUUUUGUGCUGGAAUAUCUAUUGUGAAUGUCUUAUAGAUUGAUAUAGUUGCUCAGUUUUAAUAGAAUUCCAUAUGUCAUAGUACUAAGGACUCAUUUAUAGUUCAUUGUUUUCACUUUUUUAUAUAGUUUGACAUAUGUUGGAUGUUAUAUAUGUUAACUUUGCCUGUGACUGGCUGAAUUUUGGGACAUGUAAACAUUCAAGGUAUAUCAGACUAAAAAAAUAUAAAAAUCUGAAAACUAUUACAAGAAACUUUGUGCAUUUAUGCAAAUUGUUUUGACAAAUGAAAGUUAUUAUAUAAAUUUGUGUAUUCUGCUGUCUUGUAGGAAUUAGCAAGCUACCAUUUUACUAGUCAAAUUGUUGAUUGAAAUACAUAUUAUAAAGUAAAAGUUAAAAAUGUAGUUUCAAAACAAACCUGCUGUUGAAUAUUUGGUUCGUUUUGUAAUUUUGAAGUGUUUGAAAAAAACAUUUUUGGGUUUCAGAGAAUCCUAUUUGAAAUUUAUAGUAAAUUUUAACUGUUAUUAAGCCUGUUUGAUUGUAAAAGUAGAAAAGGGGGGGGGGGUUGUGACACUGGAUGACAUUUUGUCCUCAUUUUAAACUGAACUAUAAAUGAGUCUUCAGUGUUUUUAGCAAAUAACAUACCAUAGUAGAUAACAUUUAGUAAAAAUUAUUAAAAAUUUAACUUUAAGUUGUACAAAAUCCUGUUUUAUUUGUGAAAUGUUUAUUCAGUGUGUAAAUAAUGUACAAUUUGUCUGUCAGAUGAUCUUUACAUUAUAAAUAUUUUAUACCGACUUAUAUUAGAUAUUUGUUAUUAUGUGUCAAACAUUAGUCAGUUGUUCUCAGAUCAUUUCAUAGAUGUUGUAUGUUUUAAAGAUUUUUCAUAUUCUAGAUGUAGGUGAAAACAUUUUGUUAUUUUUUUCUGUUUGUAAAUUAUACAUUGUAUGUAUUUCAUUACCACAUCAGUUCUACAGAUCUUUUUCAAACAUUUUAAGGAGUUGAACCAUUUGAGAUUUCUUGGAAAUUCUUUUGGAAUUUAUUAAGGAAAAUCAGCUUUAUAAUCUAAAAAAAUUGUAGCUACUACUAUUGUCAUAAAUUUUUGUUUGAGCUGUUGAAGUGAUAAUUUUCUGAAUUAAGCUAUGAGAGGUUAAAUCAGAGAAUGGAUGACAUCAUAAGCUAAUGCCAAUGUCAUGACCUUAGAAAUUAGCAUGAAACAGAUUAUCUAUGGCCUUCUAUUUAAUAAAUUAGUAAAUGGUAUGGAGCUGGUCAUUAGCACAAUAAAAUGUAAUCAAGAAUCAACCAAGGAGAUAUUCAAAAUAGUUUUCUGUCAAAGUUUCAUAACCUUAUAAACAGUUAACCUGUAUUAAAGGCAAUGAAAUAUUUUCAAGGGCUAGUUUUAACUUCUAUUUUAUAUGUAGCUAACUUUUUUGACAUGUUAACCAAUAGGUACAGAUCAAUUUUUUUUAUUUUUAUUUUAAAAAAUUGGCCAGAGGGUAAAAUCAAAAUGGCACUGUUAUUUUUACCAUCAUACAACAUGUAUAUAGAAAAAUAUUGCACAUUUAACCACUUUUUGUCAAAUAUAAAGGAGAUGGCUGUCUGGCACAUCCAACCCUAAUAAGGAAUUUUAAUUUGUGAAUUGCUGAUAACUAAACCAAUUGAUUGUUUGACGAAUUACAUAAAGGCAAUAAAUUUUAUACAAAGAUUUUGUAUUUAGAUAUUGUUGAAAUUUAAGUAGCUAACUUUUGUAUAAUUGUUGUUAGAUCCCUACUUGUAUUGUACAGACUAUCACAAAUUAUUUAAGAAUAACAUAUUUUGAAAUUUUGAAAUGCAAUUGUAAACGCUGUAGUUCUGUGUGUGUCCCACUAUUUCAUGAGAGAGUUUUCAGAAGACUUUUUGUCCACACAACAAAAAGAAAUCAAAAAUAAUCUUCAUCUUUUAUUUAAGACAUUGAUAUUGGUCUUUUUUUUAUUAUUAAAAAAACAAACUUUUUGCAAAUAUCUUUUAGUAUAAUUUUUAUUUUCCCAACAUGUUAUAAUGUUGUUUCUUGUGCAAUCAUAGAUAAAAGAUGUCAGAACCAAAGUUACUGUUUCUAAAUUUUCAAGAUUAAUGAAACUUAACUUAUAUAGAACUUCUGGAUUUUAAUAUUUUCCACUAAGUACACUAUCUGGAUUGAGUUGGACCAGAUUUGUUAAAUUGAGUUGCACAAGAAUGUAAUACACAAUGCUUAAAAAUGCAUAUUCAAAUAAAAACAAGUUGCAUUUGUAAUAAAAUGUAUAGUUAAUAACUUCUGAAUUUCAAUUCUCUAUUCUUCUUUUUCUUUUCUUCUGCUGUCACAUUUUAUAAGGUUUUUAUAUUUAGUGUAGAAGAUAGAAAUAUUUUGUACAAAAAAAUGUCUUGAAUUUCCUUUCUUAUUUUCUUAUAAACUCAGGCCUGGAUGCCUAAUUGUAAAUUAUUAUAAUGUGAAUAAUUUAUACAAAUGAAUUUUAAUACUGAUACUAAAACAGAGGAUCAUUAACACAGCAGAAAUUGAAAACAUGAAUUGUAACUAAAAUAUUCAUUUAACAGUCUAAAUCCCUCAUAUUUUUUAGCUCUGGUUGUUUUCAUGUAAAUGUAUAUUAAAUUCACAACGUUAAAUUAUGUAAAAUUCAUUUUUUAGUCCUUUUUUUUGUAUGUAAAUUUCACCCAAUAAAAUCAUGUAAGUUUCAUGUAUUAUCCAUCUUAACAUAUAGUGCUAUCAGCAGACGAUUGUAAUUAUAUCAGAAUAAAAUUUUAUCACAUGUU